UUCGUUUGCGUCCCAAUAUCUCUCACUUUAGAAGCUCUCGUGAAUUUUGAAAGAGAGUUUAGACUGAAUCCCACACCUCUCUUCCAAUCUCAGGCAAUAAGAGUGAUUUCCCUCCGCGACGAACAUACUUUUAUCCUUUAAAGAGCUUAAGGUUUUAAUCCAAGUUCCACAUUCCUUUAAGAAACCCUAGAAGAAAACAAUGGAGGAAAAUCAGAACGGUAAAGAAAGUUUGACAGUGCUUGAAAUUGAAGAAGAACCAAUAGUUGGUCCUGCUCCCCCUCCUCCUCGUCCUCGCAAACGUCCCCUGCAGUUCGAACAAACUUAUCUUGAUUCUUUGCCCUCUGCUAAUAUGUAUGAAAAAAGCUUUAUGCAUCGCGAUGUAGUCACACACGUGGCUGUGUCACAGGCAGAGUUUUUAAUAACUGGAAGUGCUGACGGUCAUUUGAAGUUUUGGAAGAAAAAACCAAUUGGCAUCGAGUUUGCUAAGCAUUUCAGAUCUCACCUUGGACCUAUUGAAGGUUUAGCCGUUAGCGCAGAUGGCUUACUUUGUUGUACAAUUUCAAAUGACAAAUCGGUGAAGAUAUACGAUGUCGUAAACUAUGAUAUGAUGGUCAUGAUACGCCUACCCUUUGUACCCGGUACAGUUGAAUGGGUUUACAAGCAAGGAGACGUCAAAGCUAAGCUUGCCAUUAGUGAUCGCAACUCCCCGUUUGUUCAUAUAUACGAUGCACGUUCUGGUACAAAUGAGCCAAUCAUCUCUAAAGAGAUACACAUGGGCCCAGUAAAAGUUAUGAAGUACAACCAGAUCUUUGACACAGUAAUAUCUGCAGACGAGAAGGGAAUCAUUGAAUACUGGUGCCCUGCUACCCUGCAGUUCCCGGAAGAUAGAGUGAGUUUCAAACUGAAGAGUGACACCAGUCUCUUUGAAGUUGUGAAGUCCAAAACAUUUGUUUCUGCAAUUGAGGUUAGCCCUGACGGCAAGCAAUUCGCCAUUACAUCUCCUGAUCGUAAAAUACGUGUGUUUUAUUUUCGAAGUGGUAAGCUUCGGCGACAGUAUGAUGAGUCCCUGGAGGCAGCACAAGAACUCCAAAGGGCCGAUGUUCCUCUCUAUAGGUUGGAAGCCAUUGAUUUUGGACGAAGAAUAGCAGUUGAGAAGGAAAUAGAAAAAACGGAAAAUGUGCCUCAACCAAAUGCGAUCUUUGAUGAGAGCUCUAACUUCCUCAUAUAUGCAACACUUCUUGGCAUUAAGGUGGUAAAUUUGCAGACAAAUAAAGUUGCUCGAAUUCUUGGAAAGGUUGAGAACAAUGAUAGAUUUUUAAAAAUUGCUUUGUAUCAAGGUGACAGAAACAGUAAAAAGGUGAGAAAAAUUCCCGCGGCUGCAGCUAAUGUCAACGAGGGCAAAGAUCCUUUGACAGACCCCACUCUUCUUUGCUGCGCUUUCAAGAAACACAGGAUCUAUUUAUUCAGUCUAAACAAAUUCCGACUGUCGUGGUUUGGGUUAUUCAGUCGAAGAGAACCAGAAGAACCGGAAGACACAACUAAGGGAAGGGAUGUAUUUAAUGAAAAGCCCCCUGCUGACGAGCUUUUGGCUGCUUCCGAUAUAGGAAAAUCUGUUACAACAUCUCUUCCUGAGAAUGUGAUCAUGCACACAUCACUUGGUGAUAUUCACAUUAAACUGUACCCAGAAGAAUGUCCCAAAACUGUGGAGAACUUCACCACUCACUGCCGCAAUGGUUAUUACGAUAAUCUCAUUUUCCACCGGGUUAUCAAAGGCUUCAUGAUACAGACAGGAGAUCCUCUGGGAGAUGGCACUGGUGGGCAGUCUAUUUGGGGUAGGGAGUUUGAGGAUGAAUUCCACAAAAGUUUGAGGCACGACAGACCUUUUACACUGUCCAUGGCAAAUGCGGGGCAAAACACCAACGGCUCUCAGUUCUUUAUAACCACUGUGGCAACGCCAUGGCUGGAUAAUAAGCACACUGUAUUCGGUAGAGUUGUGAAGGGAAUGGACGUAGUACAGGGCAUAGAGAAGGUGAAGACAAACAAGCAAGACAAACCCUACCAAGAUAUUAAAAUAUUGAAUGUGACUAUCCCCAAGUGAAGCUUUUCCUUCUUAAGAAAAUGAAUUGGCAGAAUAUGUUUCAGUUGUUAUCCUGUUAAAUUUUUGGAUAUUUGUUUUCAGUAAUGAACACUAAUUCAAUUUUGUAAACA
Papaver somniferum (opium poppy) is the source of this 2208-nucleotide messenger RNA. RefSeq names its product peptidyl-prolyl cis-trans isomerase CYP71-like. The transcript has 13 exons. The coding region runs from base 200 to 2098 and encodes 632 amino acids. Gene Ontology annotation, biological process: protein peptidyl-prolyl isomerization; protein folding. NCBI's taxonomy places the organism in Eukaryota, Viridiplantae, Streptophyta, Magnoliopsida, Ranunculales, Papaveraceae. The record is from RefSeq and is a predicted model, not a curated record. Gene Ontology annotation, molecular function: protein binding; peptidyl-prolyl cis-trans isomerase activity.